AUCAAAGGAUUAAACGAAAACAUUGAAAAUAACAUGCGUUCGUUAAAUUGGAUUUUUUGGAAAAAAAAAUAUAUUUACUAAUAACGUCACAUUAAACGUUCCAAAACAAUUCUAUUAAAGAUGACGUAUAUCUGUUUGGGAAUGAUCCUUUACUUGAUGCUGUUACCAACGAAAAUACAAUCAAAAUUUGACGAUAUUCAAAACGGAAAUAUGAGCGCCAGAUCGAAAUUGAGCAUUCAAAUAACAGAGAAUUUCAAACGUAUGUUGAAUUAUGUGCGAAAUUCUAAGGAAUUCGAGCCGUUCAUGUUUUCUCUACUUUUGUCCGAUACGAAAUCGAACCUACUCGUAUCUCUCUUGCAUCACAUAUCGAUCGAUUUUAUUCAUGGCUAUCGAAUAAGCGUUAACGAUUUUCUCUCGUUAUAUACGUGGAAGGAUGAAGGACGUAUCACUUGGAUCCUACCAAUCGAUGAUUUCGACGAUCUCAAAGUUUUAAUACAUUUACGCGAGAAAUUAUGGAAACCGAAUAAUCAGUAUUUGAUCAUUUUCGUUGGCGAGGAAACGUCAAGGAAAAGAUGGAAAACAAUUUUCGAUGAGCUCUGGGUAAAAUUUAAUGUACAUAGAAUUUUAGUUUCGUCGAUGACCGAUGAGUUUCGAUGUUUCUUAAAUUAUCAUCCUUUCGAUGUCACAACGAACGGUUUUGGGAAAGUUCAUAAAUCAUGUUUCGAUGACAUCGAAGAAUAUUCUACGAAGAGAAGAACAAACUCCGUAACUUCCGUUCUAUCAGGAGAUAUAAGUUUGUUCGAGAAUUUUGAGAACGUAAAUGGUUAUCCGAUAAAGAUCACUGUUUUUCCUUCGAUGAUGAUGCGCAUAAACAUAGACAAGAACAAUGUCAUCCAUUACACGAAAUUGGAUGCAAAUGUGAUGAAAACGUUGGAGAACAGUUUGAACGCGAGUUUUGCUGUCAAUAUAUUACGCAAAAACACGGAGGGUGAUCCUUUUCAAGAAUCUUUACAAGAUAUUAAAGAUCAGAAGAGCGAGAUCAUAUUUACAAGUCUUUUUGUUAAGGAUUACAACGAUUCUUAUCACUAUCAGUUUACAAUGACCGUUGGCGAAGACAAGCUUUGUUUUAUCGCACCGACCAAAGGCUAUUUACCUAAAUCAUAUAUGCCUUUUUUACCUUUUACGAAGGAUCUGUGGAUGACCCUAGCAUGCUACAAUAUUCUCGUGACGAUAUUCUGGAUGAUCCUAAAACAUUUGAGUUAUUCGUUUCGUAAUAACAAACCGAUUACCUGUCCUCUGGGGGAAACGUUUUGGAAUAUUCGUCGGAAAAAGCUCGCACGUAAUAAUAUCCUUUUGAAAAAGAAAAAGGAUAAUUCUCGUUCGAGAAAAAAUAAAGAACCACCUGAGAUCCAUCCAUACGUGAUCCGUUGCACGGAAUUGAUCAUAUUAUUUUGUCAUCCCUUCGAAAAAGCUUACACCCCGGCACUUAGAAUAUUUCUUAGUAGCUCCUUACUAUUCGGCCUUGUAAUCGUUGGACUCUAUAACAAUUGGCUUAUGUGGACUCUUAGCAAACCAUUGAGAUAUCCAGAAAUAAAAACGAUCGAGGACGUUGCCGAUUCUAAUUACACGAUAGUUACGAAAUAUUUAAAUUUGAAAAUGAACACGUUUAUCGAGAACGAUCCGUUGGACACCAAACUGCGGAAUAAAAUCAUUGUGCUUAAUUCGGAUAAACCAACGAAUUACUUCGUCGCCGUUGACAGAAGCGUUAUUGCUCUUGGACGAUUUACCUCGAUCAAGCUGGAGAAUUAUUCGAUUUAUUACGACGACGAUGGGAACAAAUUGAUCCACGUUGUCGAAGAGUGUCCAGUUACUUAUACGCUUUCAUACGUGAUCAGACUUAACUCUCCGUACACAGAGAGGAUCAAUAAUUUGCUGUUAAGGAUACAAGAGUUUGGAUUCGUUAACUUUUGGUACGAAGAAAUGACAUAUCCGUUCUUAAUCGAGGAAAAAAAAAUGAAAUUGGCGUUGAGCGAGAAAAAGAAGAAACUCACAUUGGAACAUUACUCGUUAACGUUUCUUGGACUUUUUAUUGGCCUAAUUGGAUGUUUCCUCGUAUUUCUCGGUGAGAUUCAUUAUGCAAAAUGCGGAAGAUGUUGAUUUAAACAUUGUAUUUUUCUAUAACGCCUGCGCGUGCAUGUGUACGAUUUUUAUUUUAUAUAUAUAUAUAUAUAUAUAUAUAUAUAUAUAUACACACACACACUUCGGUUUUAGGAAGGUUUAUCCAUUGAAUGAAUCUAUGUACAUAAUUAUUAAUGAACGAUUAUAAUCUGUGUCAGGAGCUGUGAGUGAAACAGCUGUUGAGGGUGAUUAAAUCGAUUUCACUUCGUAUUUUAAAUUACAUAGAAUAAGGCUUA
This is a messenger RNA of Vespula pensylvanica (western yellowjacket), 2414 nucleotides long. RefSeq lists its product as uncharacterized. The record is from RefSeq and is a predicted model, not a curated record. The transcript has a single exon. The coding region runs from base 121 to 2157 and encodes 678 amino acids. NCBI's taxonomy places the organism in Eukaryota, Metazoa, Arthropoda, Insecta, Hymenoptera, Vespidae.